This is a messenger RNA of Mytilinidion resinicola, 1857 nucleotides long. RefSeq lists its product as uncharacterized. Gene Ontology annotation, molecular function: protein binding. The coding region runs from base 161 to 1660 and encodes 499 amino acids. The transcript has a single exon. The record is from RefSeq and is a predicted model, not a curated record. Lineage: Eukaryota; Fungi; Ascomycota; Dothideomycetes; Mytilinidiales; Mytilinidiaceae.
AAUAGAGUCGGGAGGCAGUGCUACCAGGCAUCAGCCAUUGUGCCACUCUCAUUCCCAUCCAUCCUAUAUUCCAAGUACCUACUUCUUUCGUAACUUUCCUAUACUCUCUUCUCGCCUCAUUAUCGUAUCCGAACAACUCAAGCUACCCUAUUCUACAAUAAUGGAGAUUUCGUCGAAUCCACCUCUUCUAGGCUUACCACCCGAGGUUGUGGAGAGAAUCAUCUCCAGUCUCGAUCUGGCUUCUCUCAAGAAUCUUCGGCUAAGCUGCAAAGACCUCAGCAAUACCUGCAUAGGGCCAUAUUUCAAGAGCUUCUUCAACACCCAGUCAACAGACCUGACGAAGGGGAGCUUAGAUAAGCUCAACGCAAUCGCUUCCCAUACACAGUUGGGCCCAGCGGUAAAACAUGUCAUAGUCCGAGCCAUCAUCUAUGAUCCCUCGGAGCUCGAAUGUCUGUUGGCUACAAAACGAAAACGAAUUACUACAAGGAAUGGCCCUUUCAUGAGCACUACCGAGCCAGCAUGCACCGAAGAGGAGCUCCAGGAAGCGAAGUCCGACCUCGAAUGGCUACGUGCUCGUAUCAAAGAAUCGAGCAACCAACCUGACGACUCAACCACUUCUAUGCUAGAGUCAGCUUUCCGCUCCUUUGCUAAACUAGACUUCAUCGAACUUGACGCUUCCGUCAUCCAGGCACCGGGAAAGUCCGUGAGUACACAGGCUACCAGAGAGUGGUAUGCGAUUUGGGCACGCGCAACCCAGGUCUUUGACAUCACUACGCUGGCGAUUGCCCGGAGCGGGAUCGAAGUCGAAACUCUCACCUUCUAUCGCGAGACCCAUCGCUGCAGCAUUCCCUCUGUCGAGAUCACAGAUCACAUAGCUGCUCUUGAAACUGCCGGGUUUGUAGAAGCUGGAGUCCACGUCAAGAACGUAGCUCUCAGCAUAUCGACACGCGUCGUGUGCAACUUUUCGAAGAUUCUCGAAGCCCGUGAAGGCCUUCAAGGCGUCGAAAAAAUCUAUCAGGACGCCUUUGGCACCUCGAGCGCGGGACUGCUGAAGGCCGAUGACCCGGAGGCUUUGGCACACGACAACUUCCCCGGUGUCGCGCAGCUGCUGCAGUUUAUGCCAAAUCUCGAGGCCAUUGACCUGCACCUCUAUAACACGUUGCAGGGUUCCACAAAGAGCUACGACCGGAUCUUCAACACGGUGGCAAGCGAAGUCCACUUGCCAGCGCUUGAGCAGUGCUUUCUCAGAGGCGUACCCACGACAGCUGAGUCCUUACUCCUCUUUCUAGAGAAACACCCCAAGCUCAACCACUUCGAGCUCAGAGAGGUCCGCCUCACCACAGGCACCUGGGAAGCAAUCUUCUCGCAUUUGUCGGGAAUGCCAGCACUCACAAAGCUUCGUAUGUCGAAUCUCAGGUCUGGGGGAAACGGCAUGCUGUUCAACCUCCAGCCCCCAACCAAGUACGACUACAAAGAAUUCCAGCAGAAACGAUGGUCUUACCCUUGUAUGGACGGAGACAUGGUCCACACGCUGGAGCUUGGUGCCGAAGAAAUCAAGAGAGGUCUCAAGUUUCGCGCAAGGCCUCAAGAGAGGCAGUUAGGAUCCCCGUGGUUCAUGAUGUGGAUGGAGUCUACCAAGGGCUUAUAUGGUCCGCCUUAAAAUGUUCAGGUUCAUCGCUCAAGCCGCAAAGUGACACCUUCGGCGCACUCUUACGAUACGAAUGGUUGGUGGGGAUGCACACGUUGGCUACUUCAAUAUACGCACAAUUUCAAUUUCCACAUGAUACAGUCGUGUCUAGGACCAUUUUGUCUUUCCGAUAUUACGCCAGUCACACUACACACGAGAACUGAAUUUUA